GAAAUGAGACAAAGAAAGUGGGGUUAGCCCAGGAAGUUUCCACCCACUGCAUACCAACAUCAGUCUCUCAAGAUCCAGCCACACCAACCCCUGCCUCCACUCAGUGUCUUAGGGUCCUCACACCAAAGGUGGCCUGACACACACUGUCCACAGCUUAGUCCUCCCUCUCAUCUGAGUAUCCCUCACAGACUGUUUAAAAUAUACAUGAAGCCAGCAAAAUGACUCAGCGGUAAAGGCACCAAACCUCACCACCGGAGUUCAAUCCCCAGGACCCACACAGAGGAGGGAGAGAACCGAGUCCUGAAUUCCUCAGAUCUCCAAAGGUGUUUGUGCACACACACACACACACACACACACAGACACACAGACACAGACACAGACACAGACACACACACGAUAAAUGAAUAAAUGUAAUGAACACAAGUAAUGAAAAGAGCAGGAAGCCGGGAGGCGGAGGCAGGAGGAUCUCUGUGAGUUCAAGGCCAGCCUGGUCUACAGCGUGAGUUCCAGGACAGCCAAGGCUACAUGGAGAAACCUCAAAAAACAAACAAACAGAACUAGUCUGCACCAACCCUGGCCGCCUCCACUACAUACAAGGCAGAAGAGAGCCCUGGCUAGGGUCCCUCCUGAGCACACACACAGAAAAUCUGUGCUGUUUGUCCGUGUGUGUGUUUGUGUCAUGGCACUUGUGUGACAACUUGCGAGGAUGCAUUUUCCUUUCUCAGUGUGGAUGCCCGGGAAGGAGACGGCCUGCAGACCUCCUGACAGGUGGCUUGAGUGCCUGGGUCAUGCUGACUCUGGCUUUGUUUUUGAGACAGACUGUAUUGUAGCCCAGGGUGGCUUGGAACUUACGGUGAUUCUCCUGCCUCGGCUUCUCAAUCGUUGAGAACACAGGGUCCGCCACCAACUGCACAUCAGGGAGGGUUUUUUCCUCCUUAUUUUUGAGAGAACUGUUAAAGAGUCUGGUGACUCCCAGACCUUCAUGAAGGCCUUGCUAUCGCUCUAGAGAACGGUUUAGCACCAGGAAGGCGGCACUAAUAACCAGGGGACGUUACUGUCAGCUGCCAUGGCUCGUUACCAAAGCAGAAACUGCCCAUACUGUGUCGCAUUUACCGAGCAUCUACUGUACAAGUUGGGAAACUGAGGCAGAGACAUAGUGGGAGAGCUGGGAAAUGGACUUUCCAGACGCCCCCAGUCCAACAGACAAAUUCAUUGGGGCGGCCACUUUGGGGACAUGGACUAUUUUUACAGUGGUGGGCUCCAAGCUACCCACAUCCCAAGGCGGGAGUUUUCCAUGGCAACCAGUGACGUCAUCUGUCCCCACAGCCAAUUGGAGGGGGGGCGGAAACUGCCAGGCGCUGGACCACUAAGCGGCCUGGGGUUGGCCUGCAGAGGGGAAGAGAUGGGCCCUGGUUGUGCUCCGAUCCCGUACAUCUCUUCUCUGCAUCGUCUCGCUCCCCCCCACUACCAAGCCAGAAACAGAAUUUCAGCUCGGAGGUCCAGCCUCGUACUCCCCCAACCAUGUCUGUUUUCUUCGGGUCUGGGAUGCUGCUGUGUGGCGUCCCUCAACAGCCCAACCUCUCUGUGUCCCAGUUAACUCCUUUAGAAAACAGCGGGUCCCACAGAGCCAGGUGCCAGUAUCCGCAGCGACGAAGGGAAGUUUAAACGCAUCCCCAAGCUGGGGCCUCUGGACUCAGUUUUCCUGUCUGUGAUGUGGGCAAGCCAUGGAGGCCUUCCUGAGACUAUUCGAGACCAUUAGGGGGUGAAGCCCAAGCCUCAGUCUUCUGAGAACUUCCCUCCCUUGAUGGCUAGCCUGGAGCUCAUGGCCAUCCUGCUGCCUCAGCCUCCCAAUGUCAGCGUGUUCCGGGGUGGAGACAGGGCGGCCGGGCCCCUUCAGAGGUGCAGAAGUUCCCGGGGCUUCACAACUCCUGUGGACCUGAUGGGGCUGCGGGGGACCAGCCAACCCAUCGUCCUCGUCCUCCUGCUCUGCCGGCUGGGCGUCUCCUGCAGAGCUGACAGCUGCCUCUUUGAGAAGCCACCCCUGUCCCCGGAUGGAGCCUCAGGCGCCUCAGGACCCAGGAACUUGAGUUGCUACAGGGUUUCCGGGGCAGACUACGAAUGCUCCUGGCAGUAUGACGGCUCUGAGGACAAUGUCACUCACUUCCUGAGGUGCUGCUUCAGUGGAGGGCGCUGCUGCUACUUCCCCGCGGGCCAUUCCAGGACUGUGCAGUUCUCGGAACAGGCUGGCGUCCCUGUACUGUCUACCGUCACGUUCUGGGUGGAGUCUCGGCUCAGCAGCUGGACCAUGAAGUCUCUGGAGAUAUCCCUGUGCCUGUCUGAGUGGAGUGAGCGCCCUUUCACCCCAGUCAAGUUCAGCCCUCCCCUGGGGGACGUCAGAGUGUCUCGUACCGAAGGGCAGUUACGCCUGGAUUGGAACAUCACUGACGAGGGUCCAGCCGAGGUGCAGUUCAGGCGCCGGACGCCCACAGCAAACUGGACAUUGGGUGACUGUGGACCCCAGGAUAACUCUGGCUUAGGUGUGAUUGAGGACAUUCAUGAUAGCAUUUCUGAGUCCUGCCUCUGCCCUUCAGAGAACAUGGCCCAGGAGUUCCAGAUCCGGCGGCGAAGGCGGCUCUCCUCGGGGGCUCCCGGAGGCCCCUGGAGUAGCUGGAGUGCUUCUGUGUGUGCUCCACCUGAACCCUUCCCCCAGCCUGAGGUCAAGUUUCUGGUGGAGCCACUGGGCCGAGGUGGAAGGCGGCGUCUGACCAUGCAAGGCCAGUCUCUGCAGCCAGCUGUCCCCGAGGGCUGCGAGGGAGUCAGGCCCGGUGCGCAGGCGCGGUACUUGGUGCGCGUGCACAUGCUGUCCUGCACGUGCCAGCUUCUGAGCAGGAAGACCGUGUCCCUGGGCAAGCCGCUGAGCCUGUCUGGGGCUGCCUACGACUUGGUCGUACUCACCAGGACUCGCUUCGGCCGCAGCCCCUACCUGACGUGGCACCUUCCUGCCCAAGAGCUCACAGGGCUCCUUCCAGGGAUGAGAACCUUGAAUGUCAGCGUGGAAGGCAACGUGACAUCCUUGCACUGGGCGGCCCAGGCCCCGGACACCACCUACUGCCUUGAGUGGCAGGCUCGGGGCCAGGGCGGGAACCACACCCACUGUACUCUGAUUGCUCCAGGAGACGGGGACCCCGCUGGGAAGGUGACCCACAGCUGGAGCUCCGAGCCUGCCCUGGACCAGGAGGAGUGUUACCGCAUCACCGUCUUCGCCUCUAAGGAUCCAGAGAACCCGGUGCUGUGGUACACGCUCCUGUCCGGUUACUACUUUGGGGGUAACGCCUCGGUGGCUGGGACUCCGAACCACGUGUGGGUGAGGAACCACAGCGGAAACUCGGUGUCCGUGGAGUGGGCGCCGUCGCGGCUAAGUGCCUGCCCGGGGGUCCUGACGCGAUACGUCGUGCGCUGCGAGGCUGAGGACAGCGAGUGGGUGUCAGAGUGGCUCGUGCCACCCACACAAACCCAAGUGACACUUGAGGGACUGCGCAGUGGCGUGGUGUACAAGGCACAGGUGCGAGCGGACACCGCGCGGCUCGUCGGCUCCUGGAGCCGCCCUCAGCGCUUCAGCUUCGAGGUGCAGAUUUCCCGGUUAUCCAUCAUUUUCGCGUCUCUGGGGAGCUUCGCCAGCGUCCUCCUCGUGGGCGGCCUCGGGUACAUCGGUUUGAACAGGGUGGCCUGGCACUUGUGCCCGCCCCUGCCCACCCCCUGCGCCAGCACAGCUGUGGAGUUCCCUGGCAGCCAGGGCAAGCAGGCUUGGCAGUGGCGCAGCCCUGAGGACUUCCCGGAGGUGCUGUGCCCGCGAGAGACGCUGGUGGUGGAGAAGGCUCGGGACGCAGAUGACCGGACGGAGCCGCCCCAGGCCGCCCCUGCGCUUGCCCUGGCCACCGCGCGGUCCUGGGAGGCCGGGAGUCAGGUGAACGGACGCCCCGAGGCCAAGGGCCUGGGCAUGGGCAAGGACUGUCCCCGCGGCGGCCUGGCCCACGAGGAACUCCCGCUGCUCCUGGGGGAUGUGACCCAGGGAGCCUCCGCGUUUGGCGACCUUUGGUGGGCCCCGAAGACCGAGGAGCCGGCACCAUCCAUCCGGCCUUCGGGACCAGAGCACUGACUGGAUAGGAGACUCGAUGGCGAGCUCAGCUGCUCCCUCCUCGGCCCCUGAGCCGCGGCAGCUGCGACCCAAAGGCUGCUCCAUUUUAUAGAUGCGAAUACUGAGGCUCCAAGAGGGUGAACCUCUCACCCGAGGCCACACGGAGUUGGCGAAUCCAGGCCUGAGUGACAGUUGCCUUUCUCUCCUGCUGUAGAACCUGCUCCUUCUGCUCUCUCCAGGCCCUGUACCCACACAGCCUGCGAGGGGACCCUAGAAACGGCCAAGCAGGGGGAACUGCUUAGGCAGCUGGCCUUGGUGUCCUUAGGUCAAGGCUGGGCCCCAUCACUGGUCUGUUUGGGGGUCCUUUAGUCUGAGGGGACCUGGCCACAGGCUCCAAUUGGCUCCUGUGUCCUGAGCUGGGGUCCAAUCCCAGGAGCACUGGACAGGGAGCCUGGAUGCUUCUAGAGCACCAUAGGAUGGGCUCGGCACCGUGAGAGCGGUGGGCGUCAUGGCCUGGACAUCUGGGGAAGGUUACACAUGCAGACUCAGCUUCCCUGUUGGAGUACGGAGCACUUGAUAAAUGGGCUGAGGCUGGC
This is a messenger RNA of Mesocricetus auratus (golden hamster), 4731 nucleotides long. It is a transcript of the gene Il12rb1, whose product is annotated as interleukin 12 receptor subunit beta 1. Lineage: Eukaryota; Metazoa; Chordata; Mammalia; Rodentia; Cricetidae. Gene Ontology annotation, cellular component: external side of plasma membrane. Gene Ontology annotation, molecular function: protein binding; cytokine receptor activity. The transcript has 18 exons. The coding region runs from base 1805 to 4156 and encodes 783 amino acids. The record is from RefSeq and is a predicted model, not a curated record. Gene Ontology annotation, biological process: immunoglobulin mediated immune response; cytokine-mediated signaling pathway.